UUUUUCAAAUCUUGGUCACUAAAAUUUCUUAUUUUUUACAGUUAUUGUAUGGAUUUCUUCGAUCGCAUUGCUUCCGAGGCUGGUGGACUCUCCCUCAUCAGUAAGAAACCAACUCUGUCUCUUCGAGAUAUGCAAAGUGCAACGAAAAUGGUUCUGCGUGGCGAGCUUUGUCUUCAUGCACUCAACGAGGGCAAAAAGGCCGUGAAGAAGAUUGAGAUGGAAGGAAAGAAAGGCUAAAUGAUGAGAAUAUAAAAGGAAGAUAUUGUGAGAUGUAUAUUGUGAUACAAUAAAAUAUAUUGUGUAAUAUAUUGUAUGUAAUAUGUAUAUUGUCAUAAAUAAAUAUUUGUCUCUGACUGAUAAAUUUGGGGAAAAUAAUUUUUUGUAGUUUAUAGUUUUCAUCAUUCUACCUCCCUUUAAAUAAAAUUUUCUAAUUAGUCAAAUUUUGUAGUUUUCCAUUUUUACGUUUUUUUCACUUUUCAAAACAAUCCCCUCGAAUCCCAGUAACCUUGAUCCUAAGAUAUUACCUCCAAAUACAUCAACAUUCCCUUAAAGUUGUAAACACGCGC
Meloidogyne enterolobii is the source of this 566-nucleotide messenger RNA. The record is from the annotation of a GenBank genome assembly. Lineage: Eukaryota; Metazoa; Nematoda; Chromadorea; Rhabditida; Meloidogynidae.